This is a messenger RNA of Annulohypoxylon truncatum, 1774 nucleotides long. RefSeq lists its product as uncharacterized. The coding region runs from base 471 to 1562 and encodes 363 amino acids. The record is from RefSeq and is a predicted model, not a curated record. The transcript is spliced from 5 exons. NCBI's taxonomy places the organism in Eukaryota, Fungi, Ascomycota, Sordariomycetes, Xylariales, Hypoxylaceae.
UACCACCUACGCCGGAAGUCCUGUUGGCUGUCAGGAUUUUCAGUAAGCCUACCAAGGCUACAAGGAUAAGCACUGCCACAGGAAAUACAACUCGAGCAUCAGGGCAUACCGCCCCCAAUUUGUUGCCACCACUCACUAUCCUACCCCAAGUCUGCGAGUUACAGCCAGUCAAGUUUCCAAGAAGCCAAUGUAUGACGAGCCAAGAAUUUGCCGUAGAAUAUAGGUCGCAUUCGGGCUGAACAUCUUUAUGUGAGCCCUACCUACUGCCUGGUUCAUGCUCGUGAUUCAAGAAGCCAGUCGAUAUCGCCAUCCAGAUGUCUCAAGUGAAACAUGCGCGUAGGCAUUGUUCAUUUAUCUCUUCUCAGAUGCAUUCUAGAGGCUUAAAAUCUUUUGAGCUGAUUGACAUAUACUGAGUUCUUUCAACUCUUCUCCCAGGGUUGCGCGUCCCCCUUCGCACACGCAGUCCUAUCAUGUCUUCGUUCUACGGCUUGAAUCUCAGUACACCUUUGGAGGAUUUGAUUCCUCCUCCAACGGAGAUUAACAAUGCCCAUAAAAAAUACUCAAUUGCUAUUGCGUCUAUAGUAAUGGGAAUUCUUACCACUCUCGUCGCUUUAGUACGCCUUACCACGCGCUUUUCUUCUCGGACGUUGGGGCCUGAUGACUACGCCAUCAUCCCAGCAAUAAUAUUAUACAUAGCAUGGAUUGCCUUAGCUGCAUAUUCCAAUUUAGAUACAGGAAUUGGAAAGCCAUUAUGGGAAAUCACAGUUGCUGAAUAUGGAAAAUGGUACCAGUGCAUCAUUGCCGCGCUGUUUCUCUAUCCAGCCAUGUCAGCAUCAGUGCGCGUGUCUAUCAUCUUGCUGUAUAGGCGCGUGUUCUCGAAAAGCAGCAGAUACCGAGACAUUCUACUCGAUGUAUUACUAGGCUUUCAAGGAGUCUAUGUAAUUAUCUUCUCAAUAAUGCCUGGUUUCGUCUGCACACCGAUUCAGAACGCUCAGUAUCCACUACAACAUACCCAGUUUUGCCACGAUGUAUACUAUGCGAAUAUGCAGACAGCACUAUUCAGUGCUAGUCUAGCUUUUGAUACCAUUCUACUCGUGAUCCCGAUAUUCUGGGUCACCAAACUCCAGCUUCCCCUAAAGAAGCGAAUUGGUCUAGUUAUCAUAUUUGUUUUGGGCGCAGGCGCGAGUAUCGCAGCAGCAUACAAAUUGGCUGUACAAGUCAAAGAAACUUGGCACCACGUCCCACAGCAUCUAGAAUGGUUCAAUUAUUUGAUGUCUAGAUUCGUCCCCACGCAAUUCGAGUCUUAUGGAGUUACGUUCUGGGUCCCUUCUGUAGUCGAGCCAACGGUCGCACUGAUUGGGACAUCACUUCCAGCUCUUCAGCAACUACGAAUAAAGACUUCCCAGAAGUUAUCGUCAAUUCGGGGUUCGCAUGAGAACAGCCAGAUGUCGGGGGAUAGUAAGCAGAAGAAGACUUAUUUCACCAGCGGAUCGGGGGGUCAAGGCCAUGGAUUUUACAGCAUUAACGAUUCCGAUAUCGAACUUCGCGCUGCCGCCGCGUAGGACUUUCUCCACGCUGGAUGUGGCUAUUUACCUAUUUAGGUAUAUGGCUGCGACCGUACUUGGCUAAGUCGUAUGGAGUUGGGUACUAUAUAAAAUACUUUCCAUGAUAAUAUGGGUGCCUCUGUAUGUGAUUAGCUUAACCUAGAAGCUCUGUAAUAGAAUUCUUGAAGAUGUAGCAACUAUCAGCUUGUCAAUCUUACAACCUACUGGCC